AACUGCAGUAUAUAUAAUUUUGUGAAUCGCUGUGUCAUAAUUAUUGUCUGCGCAUUGCGCAUGUCAAAUUGAAAUCAUUAUGCAACAACUGCAUGCCGUAACUGCAUGCAUGCAGUUUUGCUACAAGCAUGACAACUUAACCUUGUAACUUAGUUUUCCGGAUUAAUUACAUAAUGUAUCAUAAUGCUAACAAACUUUAUGUUACAAUGACUUAAAAAGAACGAAAUAGAAAUAUUGAUGUCAUAAACGCAUAACGGCAUUAGAACUUUUAUAUUUAGAACAAAAUAAAUUAAAUCGGAACAAAUUGAGGUUAUAUAGGAUUCAUGAAUAUCAUUUAUGACUGAUAGAAAGCUCGAAUAAUGAUAACAGUGUGGUGGUGUCAACACUUAUUUCGUACUGGAAAAUGUUUAACAUCUUAUAUUCAAUCUAGUCAAAGCAGAUGUGUCAUUAAUCAAUUAUAUUCAUGCAAUAAAAUUCAUGUUUCAUCUUUUACACAGGAGAAACAGAAUGCCGAAAAUUAUAAAAUAUCCACGCAAAACGUGCUAAAGCCUGUUAAACUUUUAUUAGAUGAAAAAGAUGAAACAACACACUUAAAAGCAGCAAAUGUACAGUCACAACAGAAAAAUGCGACAUUUGCUGCAAAAAUAAUUAAUAAUUCUCCACCUCAAAUACGACCAUACUUGAAGUUAAUAAGAAUGGAUAAACCAAUAGGAUCUUGGCUAUUGUUCUGGCCCUGUGGUUGGAGUAUAGCCAUGGCAGCACCACCAGGUGCACUACCAGAUCUACAACUUCUAGCUCUUUUUGGAGCAGGUGCAUUCAUUAUGCGUGGUGCAGGAUGCGUCAUAAAUGAUAUGUGGGAUCAAGAUAUUGAUGGAAUGGUAACUAGAACAAAAGAUAGACCAUUGGUUACUGGAGAAAUUUCACCUCUACAAUCACUGAUUUUUCUUGGAAGCCAAUUAACUUUGGGAUUACUUGUAUUGUUACAACUCAAUUUAUAUAGUAUUAUAUUGGGUGCAAGUUCACUAGUUUUAGUAAUAUUAUACCCUGUCAUGAAAAGAGUAACCUAUUGGCCACAAUUAAUACUGGGAAUGACUUUUAAUUGGGGUGCUCUUUUGGGUUGGUCUGCUGUGUACGGAUCAUGCGAUUGGCUUAUAUGUUUACCUCUUUAUAUCUCUGGAGUUUGUUGGACACUUUUAUAUGAUACUAUAUAUGCACACCAGGAUAAAAUGGAUGACAUUAUAAUAGGCAUAAAGUCAACAGCUUUAAAGUUUGGCAACAAGACAAAAACUUACUUAAGUGGCUUUAGUGCUGUCAUGAUUACAGGUUUAAUUUUAUCAGGUGUAUUAGUUUCUCAAACUUGGCCAUAUUAUACAGCUGUAGGAUUAGUUGGUACUCAUCUUACUAAUCAGAUUUAUAAUUUAAAUAUUAAUAAUCCUGCAGACUGUGCUAAAAGAUUCAUCUCCAAUCACAGAAUAGGAAUGAUUCUAUUUGCAGGAAUCGUUUUAGGAAAUUUCUUGAAGGAUUCUGAGCAUAAAAAGGAUGCCAGUGUUGCCCAGAAAUUGCGCAAAGAAUCUACUACUACUGAACAACAGCAGCAUUAGUUGCAGUAUUUCAAUGAAUAAUAACUGUAACUUUAUGAUUAUCUGUAUAACAGUAUACAUGAUAAGCAAGAGAAAGAUGUAAAUGACUGGCAGGUUCCAGUGAAUUACGAAACUUAGUUCCAAUCGUGUGCCAUUAAAUAAUUUCAGUUUUUAAUUUUGUACAGUACCGCUAUCGAAAUUGUGAGAACUAUAGGUCGCACCUUGAAAAAUUGUAAGUAGACAGUUUUCAUUUACAAUAACUUUACAAAGGUACACCAAAGAUUACACCAUUGUAUAUAACGAUUAAGUUUACAAUUUUAAACUUAAAGUAUUGAUCAUAACAAAAAAGAAUAGUACAAAGCAACACAUUUUCUGUUAUUUCAAUGUUUGUUCUGAUUUUGAAAUAAACAAACAUUUAUUAAAAAUUAUAUGAAAAAUACAUAGCAAAUGAUUAACAUUUUUGUACUGUAUCAAGAUUUUCACUACACCUCAUUGGACUAUCAUUAUUUAUUAUCUCUGAUUCACUGUUUAACAAACUAUUUGUACAUAUUUUAGACAUUUCCAAAUGGUUAGCAGCAUUUUGACACUCUAACAUUUUCAAGUUAUAUUGUUCUUGAGUUAAUAAGGAUUCCUUCAUUUUAUCCAAAAGUUUUAUAUUUGGAAGCACUAUAGCUAAGUAUCCUCCUUUGUGUGGAGGUUCCAAUAAAAGUUUUGGAUUGUUUAAUAAUGCUUCAUUUACUUCCACCAAUUUUCCAAUUAUACAACAUUUUAUUUUAUAUGUUUGUCCAUUUGAACAAGUAAUUAUACAAAUGUUGGAAUUAGUUUGCAGAGGUUGUGCACCAUGCUUACUUUUACCUGACACUUUAUUUAAAACUCUAUCUAGUUUAUCACUAACUUUAAAGUCUAUUUUUGUUAUUUGUGUGUCACUUCUAAAAACUACAUGACUUGGAGCCAGAGUAAGCAUACAAAUACGAUUACUAUGCAUUAAAAUACAAAUAUCAUCUCCAAGACAUUGUACAUUUAAUUUAUAGUAGGGAGUAAAAUAUCUAUCUGUAAUUGUAGGAAAAGAUCCAUCAUAUUUUACUCCUUGUAACAUGUCUGUAAUAUCAUCAUCUGGAGGAAAUGGGAAUAGACUAUCAUCCUCAUCAUUAUCUAAUAAUGCUGUUCCUUCAUCCUCAUUGUCUGUUAAAUUUGCAUUUUCUUGACAUCCAGAACUCUUAUCUAUAUUAUUUUCUUCUAAAAUGUCUGUCACAUUACAUGAAACUUUAUCUAUGUCAUCAGAAGAUUUUGCCCUUUUUGUAACUGGUUCAUUGUUGUCUGAUAGAACAUUCAUUGUUAACUAAAAAAAAUGUUAUUAUUGACAAAUUUAAAUACAAUGAAGAUUUAUUUCUGGUUACUGAAUACUUAUUCACAAUGGCUCUUACAUUGUUGUUUUAUAUAUCAGCAUUUGUUUCUCAAUAUAAUUUUACAAUUGUAAUUAAUAAAAUCAACACUGCAAUAAGGAAACAAUAAAUUUGUAGGUUGAGUUCACGUUUACUUGGAAGCAUGUAUGAUGUAUACAAAAUACUUAAUAUAUAUAUAUGUAUAUGUAAUUGGACAAUAUAAAGUAAUUAUAAGAAUA
Messenger RNA from Osmia lignaria (orchard mason bee), 3201 nucleotides. RefSeq names its product ubiquinone biosynthesis protein COQ2, mitochondrial (gene Coq2). Gene Ontology annotation, biological process: ubiquinone biosynthetic process. Gene Ontology annotation, molecular function: 4-hydroxybenzoate polyprenyltransferase activity. The record is from RefSeq and is a predicted model, not a curated record. NCBI's taxonomy places the organism in Eukaryota, Metazoa, Arthropoda, Insecta, Hymenoptera, Megachilidae. Gene Ontology annotation, cellular component: mitochondrial inner membrane.